AUGUCUUCCGCCAUUCAAUGUCAUUACGACGUCUUGGGAGUCCCCAAAGAUGCAGACGACGCCUUGAUCAAGAAAUCUCACCGCAAAAUGGCGCUCAAGUGGCAUCCCGACAAGAACUUGGCCAAUCCCGAAGAAGCUUCCAACCAGUUUCGACUAGUACAACAAGCUUAUGAAUGUUUGUCGGAUGCUCAAGAACGACGAUGGUACGACGAUCAUCGGGAUGCCAUUUUGGCAGGAUGGUCCAGUGGGGGUGGUGCUGGUGACAAUGGAGAUGCGGGAGCGGUCAUGUUGUUUCAAGUGGUUCAUUAUAUGCAUCCCGGCUGUUAUUCUGGUUAUAAUGACGAAAAGGGUGGAUUCUUUCAAGUAUAUGGUGCUGUCAUUAAUGAUAUCAUCAAGUGCGAAUUGAAACAAGACGACGUUUUGAUUGAAUUGCCCACGGACUUUGGACGUUCGGAUUCGGAUUGGUCUUUGGUACAAGAGUUCUACCAACAUUGGGAAUCCUUUCAAUCGGCCUUGAAUUUUGCAUGGGAGGACAAGUACAAUACCAUGGAAGAUGCGGACAGUCGACGGGUGCGACGACUCAUGGAGGAGGAAAACAAAAAGGCCCGACGGUCGGCCAAGAAGACUUACAAUCAAGAUAUUUUGGCAUUGAUUGCCUUCAUGAAGCGAAGAGAUCCACGAGUCAAGGCAAAACGACUGGAAAUGGAAGAGAAAAAGUUGGAGCAACAACGAAAACAAAAGAUAGAAGCGGAAGAACGAAAACAACAACAAAAGGAAGCCAUGGAAGCUUGGAAGGAGGAAGCAGCAAGAGAAGCGGCAUUGGCGGAAGAACAAGAUCGAGCUGCUGGCCGAGUCAGGUUAGCAGACUUGGAAGAUGAUUACGACUAUGGUGGUGGAAAGAAAAAGGGCAAGAAGAAAAAGAAGAACAAGAACAAUAAUCAAAAUCAGCAAAUGCCAGAACAACCAGAUAAUGAUGCAGAUCAGAUAGUAGUUGAUCCAGAGGUGGCGGUAAAUGGCGAAGGAGACGAAACGGACGUCAAUGGACACGACGAAACUUUACCACAAAAUGAUGAAACCGAGGCCACAGAACACGAUGCUGCCACUCCGGUCACUCCGGCCGAACCAACAGAAGAAGAACCCAUGGCGGAACAAGAUGUCGUCGACGUGCACGAAUUUGACGAUAGCAGCUAUACGAGUGAGGAGGAAGAACCCGACGUGUGGAGGUGUGGAGUUUGUAAAAAGGAUUUCAAGAGUGAAGGACAAAUGGACAAUCACCUAAAGAGCAAAAAGCAUAAGCAAGCCGUCAAGAAAUAUGCAGCCAAGAUGAACAUGCAAGAAGAUGAAGUCAUUGCGGAAAUGAUGGCUGAUUUGGGGCGUUAA
This is a messenger RNA of Cylindrotheca closterium, 1380 nucleotides long. The record is from the annotation of a GenBank genome assembly. NCBI's taxonomy places the organism in Eukaryota, Bacillariophyta, Bacillariophyceae, Bacillariales, Bacillariaceae.